Messenger RNA from Lachancea fermentati, 453 nucleotides. NCBI's taxonomy places the organism in Eukaryota, Fungi, Ascomycota, Saccharomycetes, Saccharomycetales, Saccharomycetaceae. The record is from the annotation of a GenBank genome assembly.
AUGGUCUUGGCGGCCGGCGCGCGUCCAGGCACGGGCCGCGCAUGCGCCCAUGCAUCGCUCCUUGCCUGCGACAAUGCCGUCGCGUUUGCGCGCCCGCUGUGCGUCCGAGCUUCUGCCGCGAUCCGCGGAACGCGCGCCAUCCGCCCGUGCAUUCGCCCGCGCGCCCCGUCGCGGCCUCGCCGACUCGCCGAUCGCGCCGCUUUAUCACAUGCGCAGGGUACACCCACACACACCAACCGUCGUCACGUAAGCUGCCCAGUGGCGUGCGCAUUGUCGGGGCUGCGCUCGCGCAGCGCGCACGCAGCGCAGAUCAGGGCGUGCCCCGCCGCGGAGCGCACCACGCAAGUCGCAGAGCUGUUGCAGGCUCCGCGUCCGUUAUCGCGCUGGCGGUGGGCGUGUGCCUGGAUUCUGAAGCAGGGUAAGGGUUUUUUUUUUUUUUGUCUCACGGCGUAA